Molecule: messenger RNA, 2671 nt
Organism: Conger conger (European conger)
Lineage: Eukaryota; Metazoa; Chordata; Actinopteri; Anguilliformes; Congridae
Product: dehydrogenase/reductase SDR family member 12-like
Exons: 11
Coding region: 1323-2333 (336 amino acids)
Biological process (GO): siderophore biosynthetic process
Molecular function (GO): 2,3-dihydro-2,3-dihydroxybenzoate dehydrogenase activity
Source: RefSeq, a predicted model, not a curated record
AAACAGGUGCCGAAACAUGUCGAGAUCUAGCCUACAUUUGACUACAUUCAACUCGCAACGAGUGAAAUGGCGAACGCGUCUUCCAGGUGAAACAAAGUAAUAGUUAGUCACCUACCAUUUUACAAAUAUAACCGCGAUCCGAACGACGUCCUCCGGAGCUAAAUAUUGUUUUGCGAAAUGUAUUAUAAACCUCUUCGCAUUUCGCACAGGUCUGGUAACACGUACGAGGGCAUAGUUGCCCUUCCCAGAAUCCACUUAACAGAAAGUUAUGGAACCUCCUUCUCGCUAAGAUCCACAGGGAAAUUGCACGGCUUACGUCACGGACUUCCAGUCCCUGGAUUGGUCGUGCACCUGUAGAGCAAGGUGUCUCUCGCUUGCCAGAUGGCAGCACGCGCCAUCCAAAUAUCGACACGUGACUGGUGGAGAAGCGAGAGAAAAAGGCUGAAGUGUUUGUGGGUGUGCAAUGUCUCUUUACAGGAAUAUAAUCAGUUUUUUUAAAGGAAUUCAUGAAUAUACAAGGUAAAUGAGUUAACCAUCCACCUAAGGCGCAUUCUUCACUCUUCGUUUCGACCCGGAGUUGCUCUUGUUCUGUAAUUGGUAAACUUCAUAAAAAUGUCUGAGAGCUAGUGCUGUUAGCAAAUAAAACUAACGAAGAAAAAGUGCAGAACUUCGGUGUUGCUCUAGUAUUUUAUUGUUCUAGCACAGUUUCAAUCUACAACUUUUGGAUCAAAAUGUGCUGAUGGUGUUUAGAAUGAGCAGUCUUACAACGUAAACCAAAUAAAAUAGCUCAUAGCUACAGUUUGGCAAACAAAUCAAACAUUUCACCAAACGUAGUAUAAUUAUACCCAGUGGCAUUUCGAUUAGAAUUAAGAUCAGCGAAACGACACUUAAUAACCGGGCUGCUCUACAUAACAGCACAAAGAGUGUUUGUAUUUAACUAAGAAUAAUCCACUGGUUGCAUUAUGAACAGGCGAAUGAAAUUAGGCAGGGCAUUUUGUUUUGUGUGCCAAGUCGAUGUGACCUCAAAGAAAAGUGAAACAGAACUCAAAAAGGCAAACUUCACAGAAAUAGCAUACAUCAGUCCGUGUAAUUGUCCAGCUAUGGGCGAGAUGUCGUCAGUCUUCGAAUGGAGGCUAUCGCGUGAAUCGCAAAGCUCUGACAUCCUGUCACGCUUGGACCAUUCUGCAUAACCUCGGAUCGACGGCUGUCCUCACUGAUUCGCAGAAUCAGACGAGGAAUUCGCAUUCCUCGUCUAGGAAUGAGGUCCCCUCUACUGUCUAAGUCUCGGCCGUCAUAACUUCCCGAACCGAAUAGUAAUCAUAAUGCAUGCUCGUUAUUUUCGAGUCACAAAACUGAAACCAGUUGGGAGAUCCAGGAAUGGCUUUGAGACGGCUUCCGCACACUUUGUGGACAGUGACCUGGACGUCUCUGUGGUGGGGAGGUCCUUCAUGAUCACCGGGGCCAACAGCGGAAUCGGAAAGGCCGCGGCUAUCGCCAUCGCCAAGAGAGGCGGUACGGUCCACAUGGUGUGCAGGAACUGGGAGAGAGCGGAGCAGGCCAGAGAGGAUAUUUGCCGGGAGACCGGGAACAAAGAGGUUUACGUCCAUCUCCUGGACAUGUCAGAGGCUCAGAAGGUCUGGGAAUUUGCCGAGUUGUUCAAGAAGAGGUACAGGUCGCUGAACGUCCUGAUUAAUAAUGCCGGCUGUAUGGUCACCAGUAGAGAAGUGAGCACUGAGGGCUUUGAGAAGAACUUUGCCACCAACACUCUGGGGGUAUACAUUCUGACCAAGGGCCUGUUCCCUUUACUGGAGAGGAGCAGCAACCCCAGGGUGAUCACGGUGUCUGCCGGGGACAUGUUGCUUCAGAAGCUGAGAACCACGGACCUCCAGUCAGAAAAGGGUCCCUAUGAUGCACCCAUGGUGUACGCCCAGAAUAAGAGGCAGCAGGUGGUGAUGACGCAGGAGUGGGGCAAAGACCACGCCGGCGUCCAUUUCGCCUCCGCCCACCCGGGAUGGGCCGACACGGCAGCGGUCGCCGCGACGACGCCGCGGUUCCACCGCCUGAUGCAGGGGAGGCUGCGUACGGCGGAGCAGGGCGCCGACACGCUGGUCUGGCUCGCCGUGUCCAACUCCGCCGGCGCCACGCCCAGCGGGCUGUUCUUCCAGGAUCGGCAGGCCGUCCCGGCCCACUUGCCCCUGGCCUGGACCCACAGCCCUGCUGAGGAGGAGCUGGCCUUCAUGGGUCUGCUGGACGAGCUGGCCGCGUCCUCCCGGCCUCCCGCGGCGGGUCGCUUCAGGCUGUCCGGGCAGUCCGUCGCCCAAUCCAGCGUCUGAGCCCGGGCCCCGCCUGACCCGGCAUCCAGAGCUCCAAACCCGCAUCCCGCGCUCCAAACCCGCAUCCCGCGCUCCAAACCCGCAUCCAGAGCUCCAAACCCGCAUCCAGAGCUCCAAACCCGCAUCCAGAGCUCCAAACCCGCAUCCCGCGCUCCAAACCCGCAUCCAGAGCUCCAAACCCGCAUCCCGCGCUCCAAACCCGCAUCCAGAGCUCCAAACCCGCAUCCCGCGCUCCAAACCCGCAUCCAGAGCUCCAAACCCGCAUCCAGAGCUCCAAACCCGCAUCCAGAGCUCCAAACCCGCAUCCCGCGCUCCAAACCCGCAUCCCGCGCUCCAAA